UGACACACACAGCCCCCUCUCGCUUGCCACGCACACCACCAAAUCGCCAACCAAAAAGCAAACCCCCGCGUCUUCUCCGAUCAGCUCCGCUCGCUCGCCGCCGACGAGCUCGCCCCGCCGCCGACGGCGACGGCGCAUGCUAGCUGCGUAUAGCCCGCGGCGGAGAUGAGGUCAUCCAGCGAUUGCAAGGUUGUGGCGGCGGCGGCGAGGAAGAAGGAGAAGGAGGCGGCGGCGUGGCCGUGGUCGCUGUGGGGGUUCCUCCUGACCGGCUGCCUCGGCGGCGGCGGCGGCGGAGGGAAGAAGAAGAGCGGGGGGAAGAAGGUGCGUCCCCGCGGCGGCGGCGGCGGCGGCCUGCGGCGGCUGUCGUUCACGGACCUGACGGGGGCGGCGGACCAGGACCUGUCGGUGUCGCUGGUGGGGUCCAACCUCCACGUCUUCACCGUCGCCGAGCUCCGCGACGCCACCCGCGGGUUCGUCUCCGGCAACUUCCUCGGCGAGGGCGGCUUCGGGCCGGUCUACAAGGGCCUCGUCGGCGACGGCGUCAAGCCGGGCCUCCGCCCGCAGGCCAUCGCCGUCAAGCUCUGGGAUCCCGAGGGCGCCCAGGGCCACAAGGAAUGGCUGGCAGAGGUGAUCUUCCUUGGCCAGCUUCGGCAUCCCAACCUGGUGAAGCUGGUCGGCUACUGCUGCGAGGACGAGAACCGCCUCCUCGUCUACGAGUACAUGGAGCAUGGCAGCCUCGAGAACCACCUCUUCAAACAGAUUCCUGCAGUGCUGCCGUGGUCGACCCGAUUAAACAUCGCGGUUGGCGCCGCGAAGGGUUUGGCGUUCCUCCACGACGCAGAGAAGCCGGUCAUCUACCGUGACUUCAAGGCCUCCAACAUCCUGCUCGAUUCGGAUUACAAGGCGAAGCUGUCGGACUUCGGGCUGGCCAAGGACGGGCCGGAGGGGGACGACACCCACGUGUCGACGCGCGUGAUGGGCACCCAUGGCUACGCCGCGCCGGAGUACAUCAUGACCGGCCACCUGACGGCGAAGAGCGACGUGUACAGCUUCGGCGUGGUGCUCCUGGAGAUCCUGACGGGGCGGCGCGCCGUCGACAAGACGCGGCCGAACAGGGAGCAGAGCCUCGUGGAGUACGCGCGGCCGUGCCUGCGCGACCCGCUCCGGCUCAUCCGGAUCAUGGACCCGGCGCUGGAGGGGCGCUACUCGCCGGCGGCGGCGAGGGAGGCGGCCGCCGUCGCCUACCGGUGCCUCAGCGGGAGCCCCAAGAACCGCCCCGACAUGUCCGCCGUCGUCGACGCGCUCGAGCCGCUGCUCGUCGCCACCGACGACGUCCCCCUCGGCCCCGUCGUGCUGUUCGUCGCGCCGGAUCAGGAGGCCGACGCCGCCGCCGCCGCCGACGACGACGAGGACGACAAGGCCCGGCGGCGGCAGCGGCGGACGCGGAAGGACGAGCAGCACCGCCGCCGCAGCCGCCUCCGGACGUCGCCCAAGGGCAGCCCGAGGAAGCCCGCCGUCGCCGCUGCUUGCCGGAACGAGGAGUUCUGGGUGUGGCACGUCCCCGCCGACCACAAGGCGUGAGCGAGUGACACGUGGCGCGUUGCAUCGCACGCCAUGUCAGCCGCCGCUUUGCUUUGCUCCACGUGUGCGACGAACAUUGUGUGUGUGUGUGAUGAGGUCUAGUAGUAACACUGGUGAUUUGAUUAGGAUUUGCAUGCAUCCCUGUACUCUGUUUGUUUCAGUGAGAUGCAGAGUGAGAGAGCGAUCAAUUCAUAAUUCACAGCACAACGAAGAUCAGAUCAGAAAAUAUCUUAUCAGGUCUCGUCUUCUUUAAUCCAACCCUUGUUUGAUUUGAUUGGUUGAUCCCUUCGAAAGUCAAUUUGCAUUUGACAAUGGCAGAUACGGAUGAACAGAUCGAUCUCGACGAUCACAUCAACCUGGAUUAUUUUUCUUAUUACCGGCCGUUGACAAGGCAUUGGUAUCUGACGAGGUCUCUUGCCGUGUAGUUAGUUUUAGAGGUUACUGUCGCCGUCGUGCCCUCGCAUGCAACGUGUUCGUCCGACGACACGACCCGGCACGGGCGGCGGCGCCGACUUCGCGACGCCACGCUGUCUUUGACCGGCUCCGACGAGCGCCCGCCGUAUAAAGAAAGAAAGGGUCGCGUAGCUGAUAAAAGCACGGUGUCCAUAGCUAGCUAGAUCGUCGUCGUCGUCUUCUUGCAGGAGAAAGAUGGAGCUCCCACUGCGGUGUUUUCAUGGCGCUAAGGUGGCGGCGGUGGCGGCGGCGGGUGAUGGCGGAGUCGCCGGCCGUGCGGCUGUUCCGGCGAAGGGCGGCGGCGGCGGCGUUGCGCGGGGGGUGAAGGUGGUGGUAAGAGGGCUCGUCGGCAAGGCCGGCAAGGUGUUCGGCCGGUCGAUCCCGGCGGCAAGGUUCGGCCACCUCGCCUACAUAAGGUGAAGGCGCAGCUGCGUCCUGAAACGUCAGUGAUCUGAUCUUCUUCUCCUCUCUCACUCUCUGCCAUCGAGGGAGGUGUGCUUUGUACUAGCUUUUUUCUUCUUCUUCUUCUUCUUCUUCUUCUUCUUCUUCUUUUUUUUUGUUUUUGGGCCAAUGAUACUUUGUGCUAGCUAGGUGCUCGACAAAAUGCGUCCUUGAUUGAUGCUUGGUGAUUUUCACUAGAUCUGUUCAUACGACUUGUAAAUAGUAGAACAUGCUAGGUACAAGGUACUUUUCAGAUUACACUGUUCUUCAGUUCUUGUACUUAGUACGUUUUCUUUUUUUUUUCUUCUUCUGUAUGAAAUACGCUCGUAAUAACAUCGAUCUUAUUAAGGUUGUUUAACUUUUUGGUGUUCU
This is a messenger RNA of Oryza sativa Japonica Group (Japanese rice), 2847 nucleotides long. RefSeq names its product serine/threonine-protein kinase RIPK. The record is from RefSeq and is a predicted model, not a curated record. Lineage: Eukaryota; Viridiplantae; Streptophyta; Magnoliopsida; Poales; Poaceae. Gene Ontology annotation, biological process: protein phosphorylation. Gene Ontology annotation, molecular function: ATP binding; protein kinase activity.